CGACGUCUGGUACAUCUCAACUUAUCGACCUCCUGUAGAGGUACUUGAUCUCCCAGGUCAUCAGCACGGAGUACGGGUCCUCAAACGUGUCGAUGGCCGAAGAAUACGGCCGUAUAAUUAAUUGGGAGCGAGAACAUCGGUGUUGACCUUGUCGCUGACAGCAUUGUGCUGCUCAGAUGAGAUGAAACUUCGUACCACCUCAAACCCCCGGAACCAGCGUUCCGCCUCCAUUCUCUGCACCAUGUCGCCAUCGCAAUCGCCGGAGUUCCAAACAGAAAACGCACGAUCAUUAACACAUACCGCACCAUACUUGUGCCGAGUUACUAUCGCAGAUAGUCGUGAGAUCUUUGCCAUCGACCUGGCGAACACGAUCUCGCCCCUUGCAUCCUGACCGCCCUCGCACCAACCCAAUGCUCUGAGAGACCUACGAGAAGCCUCGAGCAAAUUUUAGGCAAAGCAAGAGUCAGGAAGCCAAGACAAGAAGUUGGUACCAACGGAGGCCGAUAGAAUACAAAAGCAACGGUGAGCGUAGGAUUGAACGAGAGGAUUCAUUGUUCUCGAAUAUUAUUGUCGACGUCCAAUACUGUCCCAAGUCACAUAGCGCUUCAAACUCGUUGGGAAUGUGGUGGUAGUGUUCCGACCGAUGGAAGCAGGUGCGAAUGGAAAUGAAACUAUGUUGCAGUAGUUCUUUUCGAAGAUGAUGUGAGCACGAACGAUAUCAGCGAUUUGAUCUGCUCUCCCCCAGGUACAUCGGCUGUUGCAGGGCUAUGACUUGUUCUAGAUGAAGGAUCUUUUGUACUUGACGGAUUCUAUUUCAGACGGGGACAGAGAGUCCGAAGGCCUAUCAUGUUUGACUCAUGUGUCUGGUUCUUCUAAGUAUAAGACGCCUGUUUUCCAUAUUCAGCAUGACAAUUACACCUGAUCGCUGGCUUACAAGAUUUCACUACACUUUGGUAUUGUAGAGCAGGAGCCGCACGAGCCGCAAGAACCGCACUUCGUAUCUAGGUAGACGACCCAGGUUUGUCACCUAAAGGGCUCGCCUGGGGUAAAACCGUAAAAGAGAUCAAAGGCUCCGGAGUCGAUUGUUGGAGAUGCUUUUCCAUGUUACCCGUACAUAAGGUAUAUAACCGAGAGAUGUCGUACAACUACAAGUAACUCUCAAGUCUUACAAACCUGUUUGACCAGCACUUGUAUAUUCAGUUGAUUUCAGUCUUGUAUCUCACGAUGUCGAACCGCCUUGGUCUAACCGCGCCAAAAGACUUGACAGAUGAGCAGAAGCCCGCAUAUGAGUUGUUCAGUGAAUACACCAAGCAGCGCUAUGGCUCCUCCCCACAGACUGCCCUCGACGAUGGUACACUGAUUGGGCCGUUUGGAAUCUUGUUGCACCACCCACAAGUGGCCGAACAUUUUCAUCUCCUCGUGAAAACCUUACAAACAAUACCUGGUCUGACCUUGUACGGGCGAGAGGUUGUGAUCGCGGUUGCUGGUUCACGCUCGCAAGCAGCUUUUGAGAACUAUGCUCACGCCAUCAUUUCUCGGCGCGCAGGGAUUUCAGAGGCUGAGCUUCACGACAUUCAUGCUGGCAAGUGUCCGGAGACACUCACGGAAGAAGGAAAGAUAGCAUUCGAGCUGGCCACUGCUCUUGGACGCCCUGGACCACUGGACCAAGCGAUCUGGGACAAGGCUGUCAAAAUCCUGGGCAAAGAGGGAGCGGCUGCAGCCGUUCAUUACACGGGCUUUUAUAGCUAUGUUGGCACUAUAUUGAAUGGGUUUGAUGCCAAGGUACCUUGAACGUGUGAUAAUAGAGACAAAUUUCAACGGAAUGAAUAUGCGGC
This is a messenger RNA of Exophiala oligosperma, 1835 nucleotides long. RefSeq lists its product as uncharacterized. The record is from RefSeq and is a predicted model, not a curated record. Bases 1225 to 1791 code for a protein of 188 amino acids. The transcript has a single exon. NCBI's taxonomy places the organism in Eukaryota, Fungi, Ascomycota, Eurotiomycetes, Chaetothyriales, Herpotrichiellaceae.